Molecule: messenger RNA, 1572 nt
Organism: Lachnellula hyalina
Lineage: Eukaryota; Fungi; Ascomycota; Leotiomycetes; Helotiales; Lachnaceae
Gene: CYP51
Product: Eburicol 14-alpha-demethylase
Exons: 3
Coding region: 1-1572 (523 amino acids)
Biological process (GO): ergosterol biosynthetic process
Molecular function (GO): iron ion binding; heme binding; oxidoreductase activity, acting on paired donors, with incorporation or reduction of molecular oxygen
Source: RefSeq, a predicted model, not a curated record
AUGGGUCUUCUCGAGCAGGUUACGGGUCCGUUGGCCCAGCAGGUCGCGCAGAGGGGAACUGGCGUCGUUGUGGCUGCGGGCGUCGCAGCUUUCCUCGUCUGCAGUGUUGUGCUUAAUGUCUUGAGCCAGUUGCUGCUGAAGAACCGCAAUGAGCCUCCUGUCGUCUUCCACUGGUUCCCGGUUAUUGGCAGUACGAUUACGUAUGGCAUGGACCCGUACAAGUUCUUCUUUAGUUGCAGAGCGAAGUAUGGCGAUGUUUUUACGUUUAUACUGCUGGGGAAGAAGACUACGGUGUACUUGGGGAGAAGUGGCAAUGACUUCAUCCUCAAUGGCAAGCUGAAGGAUGUCAAUGCGGAGGAGAUUUAUACCGUCUUGACUACGCCGGUCUUUGGUAAAGAUGUCGUCUAUGACUGCCCUAACUCCAAAUUGAUGGAGCAGAAGAAGUUCAUGAAGAUCGGCUUGUCCACUGAGGCCUUUCGCCAAUACGUACCAAUCAUCCAAGGCGAAGUCGAACAAUUCAUCAAGGGCUCCUCGGACUUCAAGGGCGAGAAGGGAACUGUCAACAUUUCAGAUAGUAUCGCAGAGAUUACUAUAUACACUGCAUCCCACGCGCUCCAAGGAAAAGAGGUUCGCGACAAAUUCGAUUCCUCGUUCGCAGCUCUAUACCACGAUCUAGAUAUGGGUUUCAGCCCUAUCAACUUCAUGCUUCACUGGGCCCCUCUUCCUCACAACCGCGCACGCGACCAUGCUCAGCGCAGCGUUGCAAAGACAUACAUGGAGAUUAUCAAAAAUCGUCGGGCUGGAAAUGAGAAGGAGAAAGUCGAUAUCAUGUGGCAGCUGAUGAGCUCCACGUACAAGGAUGGUACCAAGGUUCCCGACAAGGAAAUUGCCCACAUGAUGAUUGCUCUUCUAAUGGCUGGCCAACACUCAUCUUCAUCCUCUGGAUCCUGGAUCAUGCUCCGCCUUGCCGCUCGCCCCGAUAUCAUGGAAGAGCUCUACCAAGAACAAAUCCGUGUCCUCGGCUCAGACCUCCCUCCUCUCAAAUACGAAGACCUCGCCAAACUCACUCUCCAUAACAAUGUCCUGAAAGAAAUCCUGCGUCUCCAUACCCCAAUACACUCCAUCAUGCGCAAAGUAAAACAACCUAUGGCCGUCGCAGGCACCAGAUACGUAAUCCCAACCUCUCACGUCCUCAUGGCAUCACCAGGCUGCACUAGCCGUGAUCCAACGUACUUCCCUAACCCCUUGGACUGGAACCCUCACCGCUGGGAUGCCGGCUCUGGCGGUGUCAUCGGAAACGACGUCGAGGAAGAGCACUUUGACUACGGCUAUGGUCUCAUCAGCAAAGGAGCCUCCAGCCCUUACCUUCCUUUCGGGGCUGGCAGGCAUAGGUGUAUUGGUGAGCAGUUUGCCAUGGUGCAGCUGUUGACGAUUACAGCAACGAUGGUGAGAACCUUCAAGUUUAGGAAUUUGGAUGGUAGUAAGGAGGUAGUGGACACGGACUAUACCAGUCUGUUUACAAGACCAAUUUCGCCGGCUAUCAUUGAGUGGGAGAGGAGGGAGAAGGCUUGA